UUCUUCAAUUGAAAGUUCCGAAUACGUUCUGAUUGUAGUGGAACUGUAUAUUUGAUCAAUAAAUUGUAAUAUUAAAAGGAAGUUUAAGAAAUUGAUGUAUAUAUCAAAUGGGAACCCAUCAAAACAUAUAUUAAGAAUAAUGAUGUGAAUAUUUUUGACUCACAAAAAUAAAAAUUAAGUUGGGCAAGUUGAGAUAUGAAAAUUAGAGUGGAUAAUCUAAUGGUCGCUCCUAAGCCAAACCAAUGAUUAACAGUAAUCACUGGUUACACGUUACACAACUUCAAAUAACGAUAAAUAAAAAAAAAAAUAUGUCACUGAUGUGCAGUGUUCAAAUUGUUGAAACAUCUAAUUGGAAUGGGAGCAUGGUUGAAAAUUCGGCAUCUAAGUAUUUGACAACUGAAAAUAUGAAUAACAUCUUUAUUACCAAAUCUAAUACAUCAUUGAUGGAUACUGAUGCAACGGCUGAACUUGAUCAAUUUUAUUUUUACGAGACUGAGCAGUUCACGGUACUAUGGAUUUUGUUCAUUGUCAUUGUCGUUGGGAACACAGCAGUACUCACAGGUCUGCAAUUAGGAAAACGUAGAAAAUCAAGAAUGGAUUUUUUCAUCAAGCAAUUGGCACUUGCUGAUUUGUUUGUGGGUUUUAUCUCAGUUUUAACAGACAUUGUUUGGCGAACUACUGUUGCCUGGGUUGCUGGUAAUAUUGCCUGUAAAUUUGUUAAAUUCAGUCAAGUACUUGUGACGUACAGCUCAACAUAUGUGCUAGUUGCAUUGUCAAUCGAUCGAUACGAUGCAAUAACAAAACCAAUGAAUUUCUCCGGAAGUUGGAAGCGUGCACGAGUACUUGUGGUUUCGGCAUGGGGACUUUCUGGUAUCUUGAGCAUUCCAAUUCUCUUUCUUUAUGAAGAAAAAAUUGUACAAGGUAAGAAACAAUGCUGGAUUGAUCUAGAUUCACCUCUGAAAUGGCGUAUUUAUAUGACCCUUGUGAGCUUCACAUUAUUUUUGGUGCCAACUAUUAUCAUCAGUGGUUGCUAUAUUAUUAUUGUUGCAACAAUAUGGUCUCAGAAUAAUGCACUACGUCAGGGUCCAAUGAGAGACAGAAGAGCAUCAUCCAGAGGACUGAUACCGAGAGCUAAAAUUAAAACAGUCAAAAUGACAUUUGUUAUUGUUUUUGUAUUUAUACUUUGCUGGAGUCCAUACUUUACAUUCGAUUUACUGCAAGUUUAUGGAUACAUACCAAAGACACAGACAAAUAUUGCUUUGGCAACAUUCAUCCAAAGUCUUGCACCUCUCAAUUCAGCAGCGAAUCCAAUUAUAUAUUGUCUUUUCAGUAAAUCAUUUUUCAAGACCGUACGGUAA
Messenger RNA from Aphidius gifuensis, 1358 nucleotides. RefSeq names its product cardioacceleratory peptide receptor (gene CCAP-R). Gene Ontology annotation, molecular function: vasopressin receptor activity. Bases 243 to 1358 code for a protein of 371 amino acids. The transcript has 6 exons. The record is from RefSeq and is a predicted model, not a curated record. NCBI's taxonomy places the organism in Eukaryota, Metazoa, Arthropoda, Insecta, Hymenoptera, Braconidae. Gene Ontology annotation, biological process: G protein-coupled receptor signaling pathway. Gene Ontology annotation, cellular component: membrane.